AUGGCCUUAACAAAAGGUAUCAGAAAUCAAAUAGUAUCUUCUUUAAUCGCUACUCUUGGAGCAAUGGUUAUGGGUACGAUCCUGGGUUGGACGUCACCAGCUAAUGCAUUAUUGCCAAGUGGAGUUAAGUUUUCGAUUUCCGUUGAUGAUUUAAAGAGUUUUAGUUCCAUUUUCGGUAUUGGCGCGGUCAUUGGCGCAUUACCUGCCGGUAAGAUAUCUGCAAUAAUCGGCCGCCGUUAUAGCAUGGUAUUAUUUGAGAUUUACAUAAUUAUUGGAUGGAUUUUUCUCACGAUGGCCAAUGCUUCAUGGAUGUUAUUGGUUGGUAGAGUACUACAGGGAAUCGGCGUCGGUGCAUUGUGCACCGUUAUACCUACUUACGUUGCUGAGAUUUCUCAGCCACAUAUUAGAGGGACUUUGGGAACGAUAUUUCAAGUCUAUGUCGUCAUUGGAAUUCUUUAUUCCUACGUAGUUGGUUCGAUAGUCGAAUACGUUACAUUAAACCUGUUAUGUGGGAUUUGGACCGUAAUACACGUAGUACUAACAUUUUUCAUACCCGAAUCUCCAUAUUUAUUUUUGUGUAAGAACAAAGACGAAAAAGCUAAUGUAUCAAUGACAAAAUUGAGGGAUGGAAAUGCUACAGACGUCGAAAACGAGUUGUCCAUGAUAAAGAGGGAAAUAGAACUUCAGAAAGCAAAUCAGGACACAUUCAUGAAAGUGAUGGCCAACAAGGCUAAUCGCAAAUCCCUUUUGAUCGGUAUCGGUUGUAUGUUUUUCCAGCAGACCAGUGGAAUAAACGCGAUUAUAUUUUAUAUGGCUUACAUUUUCGACGAAAUUGGAAGCUCAAUAACCACAAAUACUUCAGUAAUAUCUGUUGGAAUCGUUCAGCUGGUAAUGACAUUCGUAGCAAUGAUGGUUGUAGAUAAAGCAGGCCGUCGAGUUUUAUUGAUAAUUUCAGCAGUUGUGAUGAGCCUAAGUUUCUUUGGUUUAGGUUUAUACCUUGACCAGAGCCAUAAAUUAGUCUGUAAAGACUCGAUUUUAUCAUGGUUACCAUUGAUUCUCAUCGCAUUAUAUAUUUCGGCUUUCUCUUUGGGCUUUGGUCCAAUUCCAUGGGUAGUUAUGGGAGAGAUAUUUUCUAAUGAAGUCAAACCAUAUGGCACAAGCUUAGCAACUGCCACCAACUGGAUUUUGGUGUUUGCGGUAACAUUCUUAACGUUUAUAACUACGGAGUCGAUUGGUUUCCUUGGUCUUUUCUGGAUAUAUAGUUUAUUUUGUAUGUUGGGUGCUAUAUUUAUUUGGUAUAUAGUCCCAGAGACAAAGAAUAAAAGUUUGACUGAAAUACAGUUGAAGUUAUCAGGUAACAAUAACUUGCAACCAUAA
Molecule: messenger RNA, 1377 nt
Organism: Rhopalosiphum padi (bird cherry-oat aphid)
Lineage: Eukaryota; Metazoa; Arthropoda; Insecta; Hemiptera; Aphididae
Product: facilitated trehalose transporter Tret1-like
Exons: 6
Coding region: 1-1377 (458 amino acids)
Biological process (GO): carbohydrate transport; transmembrane transport
Cellular component (GO): membrane
Molecular function (GO): sugar transmembrane transporter activity
Source: RefSeq, a predicted model, not a curated record